Molecule: messenger RNA, 2344 nt
Organism: Phyllostomus hastatus (greater spear-nosed bat)
Lineage: Eukaryota; Metazoa; Chordata; Mammalia; Chiroptera; Phyllostomidae
Gene: DNASE1L3
Product: deoxyribonuclease 1 like 3
Exons: 8
Coding region: 96-1007 (303 amino acids)
Biological process (GO): apoptotic DNA fragmentation; programmed cell death involved in cell development
Cellular component (GO): nucleus
Molecular function (GO): DNA nuclease activity
Source: RefSeq, a predicted model, not a curated record
GAGCUUGAGGAAGUGACCUGAGGAGGUGGCUGGGAGCCCGCGCUGCACACAGUGCUGUCCUCACACUGUGCACUGAGUCUAGGAGCAGCACCAGGAUGUCUCGACUGCUGGCCACCCUGCUCCUCCUCUUCUCCAUCAACAGCGCCCUGGCCCUCAGGAUCUGCUCCUUCAAUGUGAGGUCCUUUGGGGAAAGCAAGAUGGAAAACCAGAAGGCCAUGGAUGUCAUUGUGAAGGUCAUCAAACGCUGUGAUAUCAUACUUGUGAUGGAAAUCAAGGACAGCUACAACAUGAUCUGUCCCAGGCUGAUGGAGAAGCUGAAUGGAAAUUCAAGAAGCACAACAUACAACUAUGUGAUUAGCUCUCGGCUUGGAAGAAGGACAUAUAAAGAACAGUAUGCCUUUCUCUACAAGGAAAAGUUAGUAUCUGUGAAAAGAAGCUACCUCUACCAUGACUAUCAAGCUGGUGAUGCAGAUGUAUUUUCCAGGGAACCCUUUGUGGUCUGGUUCCAGUCACCCCACACUGCUGUCAAGGACUUUGUGAUUAUCCCCCUGCACACCACGCCCGAGACAUCCGUUAAAGAGAUUGAUGAGCUGGCCGAUGUCUACAUGGAUGCGAAACACCGUUGGAAGGCAGAGAAUUUCAUUUUCAUGGGUGACUUCAAUGCAGGCUGCAACUAUGUCUCCAAGAAGGCCUGGAAUAACAUCCGCCUGAGGACCGACCCUAAGUUCAUUUGGCUGAUCGGGGACCAAGAGGACACCACUGUCAAGAUGAGCACCAACUGUGCAUAUGACAGGAUUGUGCUGAGAGGACAAGAGAUCAUCAGCUCUGUUGUGCCCAAAUCAAGUGGCAUCUUUGACUUCCAGAAAGCUUAUAAGUUAACUGAAGAGGAGGCCCUGGAAGUCAGUGACCACUUUCCAGUUGAAUUUAAACUACAAUCUUCAAAGGUCUCUACCAACAGCAAAAAAUCUGUCUUUUCAAGGAAGAAAAGCAAGGCCCGCCGCACCUAGAUACAAGGGCACCAUUUUGUUAACCAUUCUCACCUCUAAGUAAAAUAGCUCUAACAGGUUUGAACUGCUCCUUGCAUCCAAGAAACAAGACUGGUCCCACCGCUUUCAUUUCUCAACUUGAGCCAAUUGGGAGGAGAACCUUCUAUUAUCCCACAUGGGCUUGUACCUCCCCCAAAACUCCCAAAAGGAAACUGGGGCUUUUGCAGUCCGAAAGAAGGGUCUUCACAUCCUGAGCUAGAGGCCCACCCCCUGUCAUGACCAAUACUCGGCUCCCGUAGAGAAGCUGCGGGAGAGGAAAGAACAUUAGUUUUCAGUCUUCAUGAGGGAUCCUGUCCCGUGGGAAAUGACCAGAAAUGCCAAGGCCCCAACAGAACCCCAUGAUUUGGGCAAUUUACUGUUUGGGGAACCUGGCUGUUGUCUGAGGUCAUGCCAUCAUCACGUCUCACAGGGAGGAAGGAUGAAGGCCUCUCCCACCUGGUCACCUGCCUCUGAAUUGCCCUCCAACUCAGCCAGCCCAGGAACCACUGGUGUCUUUCUUUGAAAUUUUAUUCUGACCACAGGCCACCCUCAUUCCUACCCCUGCUUAUAAACCCCAUCACCAUUUGGAGAGAGCCCAGAGAUUUUGCAUACCUGCGAAGGUCUCUAUAUCUGGCAUAUCAUGUCAGACUCAUCCACAUCCCAACUUGUGCUCCUUGACCAGCAGGACUGCCUCUUCCCUGCACUCACGUGCCCUGUCCCAUCCACGAGUCUGGGCUAGGUGCCCUGGCCCUCAUGUAUGCCAUACCUCUAUUGUAAUACUCACUGCAUUGCAUUUGUCACCAAGGCCACUCUCAGGGCUCCUUGGUGGACGUUGUGGAUCAAAGACCCAGUUGGAUGGCAAGGACUCGAGGAUUUUAUUAUAUUUCUGUGACCAAAGAGUUGCAGAGGGGUCUAGCAGCAUGGCAACAUGUUACCUGUGUCCUGUAUGGUGACCACUUCUGUUUGGUUUCCCUUAUAUUGUUUCUUUGUUCAAGCAGUACGUGAACAUGGCUAACUAUGCGAGCAGCACCAGAGAAUGAGCAGAGACAAGGAACCCCGACCCCAGCCCCUUCUUUUCUGUCUCAGAAGCUUCUUUUAGAGGAGAAGUCAUCCUUGUGCCCCAAAGGCCAGCAGCAUGGCUGUGACAAGAGUCCUGUGCUGGGUGGUAGGGGAUGGGGCAGGGGAAGGGGAAGUGAACUGGGCACUAAGUGAGCCUGUCCAUGACUCUGACCUCUUUCCAGCUUAUGUGUUCUUCCAGAUUCUGUACAUAAAUAAGCACCAUAUGUAACCAUGAAAAAUAUAGAAAAUAGCAUACUAUG